Molecule: messenger RNA, 3078 nt
Organism: Vespa mandarinia (Asian giant hornet)
Lineage: Eukaryota; Metazoa; Arthropoda; Insecta; Hymenoptera; Vespidae
Product: oxysterol-binding protein-related protein 2
Cellular component (GO): plasma membrane; cytosol; perinuclear endoplasmic reticulum
Molecular function (GO): sterol binding
Source: RefSeq, a predicted model, not a curated record
ACGUGUGCAUUCCUAGUCUCGGAGCGUCCAGCUGAUCGCGGUGACUUCGUCAACGUGCUAACAAAGUGACGAACAUGUUACUCUGACAUUUCUAAUCAUUCGCGAGUGAAAAAAAAAAGAAACAAAAAAAAAAGACAUAAAACAGACAUACCAAAAGAAAAAGAAACUAAAAGAAAAGAAAAGAAAACCAAAAAAAAAAAAGAAAAAGAAAAAAAAGAAAGAGAAAUCGAAACAAACAAUUUUAUCAUCCAAUGAGACAAUAUCAAAAUGACACGACGAAAAACGAAACUAUUUUUACGAAUUGAACGGAACACGAGAGGCGGCGGAGGUGGCGGAGGUGGAGGUGGAGGCGGUAGCUCAAUAACGACGACAGGCUCGUACAAUGGCCAGCGAAAGGAUAUCGGGUCGAUACAGAACAUCAUUACCGGUUCCGGGUCACUCAGAGGUAAAUCUUUGCUCGGUAUUGUCACUGGGCAAGGACCUUAGCAAAAUCACAAUGCCUGUUAUAUUCAACGAGCCACUUUCCUUUCUGCAACGAGUCGCGGAAUAUAUGGAAUAUGCAAAAUUAUUGAAACAAGCUUCCGCCGAACAGACACCUGUCGGCAGAUUAAAAUACGUCGCCGCUUUUGCCGUAAGCGCAUUGGCUUCGAAUUGGGAACGUCUUGGUAAACCAUUCAAUCCAUUGCUUGGCGAGACUUACGAAUUAACCCGUGAAGAUUUUAGAAUAGUAUGCGAACAAGUCUCUCAUCAUCCACCAGUAUCGGCGUUUCACGCUGAUAGCGAGGAUUUUGUUUUUCACGGUAGCAUACAUCCUAAAUUAAAGUUCUGGGGUAAAUCGAUAGAAGUACAUCCAAAGGGUAUCGUCACGGUCGAAUUACUCAAAUGGAAAGAGGCGUAUACUUGGCAGAACGUUAAUUGUAUUCUUCAUAACGUAUUGGUUGGACAACUUUGGAUGGAACAAUUGGGUGCCCUUGAGAUUAAACAAUGUGGAGGUUCAAAUUUGAAAGCCGUGUUAACUUUCAAAAGUGGAAGCUGGAAUGGCAAAGAUCUUCAUCGAGUUGAAGGCUUCAUAAUGGAUCAAGAAAAAAGAAAAUUACUAUAUUUAUAUGGGAAAUGGACCGAAAGAUUACGUUCUUGUGAUCCAUCCUUGUACGAGGAUGCCCUUGAAAAAUUGAAAAGGGACGCUAAAAGUCCGCAAGGUAGUCCAGGUCACAAAAAAGUACUUGCCAAACUUCAAAGCCUCAAGGUUGGGGCUUUCAAACCAUCUCAUCAGGAUGCGAUCGACGAAUCAUCAACGAGUAUAGACGAGGAUACACCAAUGUUCGACGAAAUACCAAGCUCGACAACACUUUGGGAAGUUUCACCGAGACCACCGAACAGUUCUAACUACUUUCAAUUCACUACAUUCGCAAUGUCCCUGAAUGAGAUAGAACCAACAAUGAGAAAUGAUUUAUGUCCGACCGAUUCAAGAUUAAGACCGGAUAUAAGAAAAUUAGAACAUGGCGAUCAAGAUGGUGCGGCUACUGAAAAGGCAAGACUCGAGGAGAAGCAACGUGAUUCUAGAAAGAUGAGGAAACAAAAGAAAGGACAAGAAUGGACGCCAAAAUGGUUUAGAUGGACAAUUAAUCCAUACACGGGCCAAGACGAUUGGCUGUACAAAGGUGGCUAUUGGGAUCGUAAUUACACCGACAUCGAAGAUAUAUUCUAAUGAAUAUUAGAAAAAUGAUUUUGACGAAAACAAAUUAAAGCAAAACUAACAAAAAGAAACUAGUCCAUGUACGCAAAAGCCAAAAGAGCGUAUUACGUUUGAUGCGUUAGCUAUUGUGUGAAGAUUUUGUUGUUGUUUCUUUUCCCAGAAAAGAAAUUUGAUCGACGUCGAUAUUGUCUGAUUUAUGAGUAAAAAUGAUUCGUGUUGUUGGAGGUCAAUCGGUCAAAUUUAAAGAAAAAAAAGAAAAAAAAAAAAAAGAAAGAAAAAAAGUAAAAGAAAAAAAAAAGAAAGAAAGAAGGAAAGAGAAAGAAGAAAACGGCUGGUACGUGUAUGUAUGUGUGGUUAGAUAAAAAAUUCUCUAGAAAAGAAACAUAAAAAAUAUAUUAGAAUACUUCAAAGAUUUAUAAGGAUGUGAGAGAGCAAUUUAUUUAAGAAAAAAAAAAUUUUUCUCCAUUAGUUUUCAUUAUCUUUUUCUCCUUUUUCUUUCUUUUGUUUACUAUUCCAAUACUGACAAUCUCACGAUCGAAACAAAUCUCUGUGAGAGAUGAACAACUCGAAAAGGAAAAGAUAGAAACAAAAUGAGAAAAAGAGAAAAGAAAAGAUUAAACCUAUAAAAGCUCAAUGAAAUUUUUCAAUCUAUACAAAUUGUGUCUGCUUACACAGUGUAUAUAUAUAUAUAUAUAUACAGUAGAUAGUCUAAUUUAAUAUGGAGGAAAGACGUCUUCAACGUUUCCAAUGAUUAUAAUCAAAAUCUAAAAACGAAAUCUUCGUGCUAAACUGCAAUUAUUCGAUCUUGUGUAUAAUUAGAACGCGAGCUUACGCCUCGUAGAGUGAAAAAGAAGAAAGAAAAAUGAAAAAAAAAAAAAAAAAAAAAAAAGAAAGGAAAAAACAUGAAAACGUAAAAGCAUAAAAGAGAAAGAGAGAAAUCGUAUGCAGGUCAUACGUAUAUAUAUAUAUAGAUAAUAAAUAUGUAUGUGUAUGUAUUGUAAAGAAGAAAUAUGUCCGACAAAAACGAAUUAGUCGAAAGAUUAGAAAGCAAACGGUGUAAAAAGAGAAACACUGUGUGAUACAUUACACACUUGUAUCUUUCUAUCUCAAUCUCUCUCUCUCUCUCUUCCUCUCUACCCAUCUCUGUUUCUCUCUCUCUCUCUCUUCCUCUCUGCCCAUCUCUGUUUCUCUCUCUCUCCCUCUCUCUCUCUCUCUCUCUUUCUGCACCAUUGAAUCAACAGGAGCUCCCUUUAUUUGACUAACUCUCUACUAAUUAAUUAGUUAUGGUGGUCGUUAACAGCAUGUCAAACUCGUUAGCUUUCCAUUCAUUGAGAACGAAGCCGUUUUAUCACUUUCUGACAUAGAGAUCCUAAAAAGGAAUA